This is a messenger RNA of Encephalitozoon cuniculi GB-M1, 330 nucleotides long. RefSeq lists its product as uncharacterized. NCBI's taxonomy places the organism in Eukaryota, Fungi, Microsporidia, Unikaryonidae. The record is from RefSeq and is marked provisional. The coding region runs from base 1 to 330 and encodes 109 amino acids. The transcript has a single exon.
AUGGGGAAGGACCACAUCAAGGAGCUUUCUGCAAAGCACCUCAUUUGUGACUACGAAAGAAUAAGGAAGGAGUAUCUUGGAUUCAAGGCCAGGAACAUAGACACGCUGGAGUAUGUUAAUGAUUCGAUGCUGGCAGCGUAUGAGUAUGCAUUCUUCUCCAACCUUACAAAGACCAAGCUCUCCAGAAAGGAUCUUCCCAAGGAGAUAAGCCCAAAAAUCUUCAAGGCGGCUCUUGAGGAAGUAAAGAAGAGGUAUGUCCCUGGAAAAGGUGCAGAGGACAAGGGCCUUGUGUGCAAUCUGUACUCGAUUGUGAAUCCACCUUCCUUCUAG